Molecule: messenger RNA, 3235 nt
Organism: Homalodisca vitripennis (glassy-winged sharpshooter)
Lineage: Eukaryota; Metazoa; Arthropoda; Insecta; Hemiptera; Cicadellidae
Product: carbohydrate sulfotransferase 11
Exons: 4
Coding region: 621-1307 (228 amino acids)
Biological process (GO): carbohydrate biosynthetic process
Cellular component (GO): membrane
Molecular function (GO): sulfotransferase activity
Source: RefSeq, a predicted model, not a curated record
UUUACAUCAACUCAUCAUAAAUACAACAAAACAAAAACAAAUGUUGAUUUAGGGGGAUGAGUUGGCUUUAAUGUUUGUGCGAUAUUAAAACUGCGUAAUUUUAUGAAUAUUAAAUAGUUUAGUGUGAUGUGACAAUAAGAGAUGUGAAACUGUUUUAUAGUAAAUAAAAACUAAAACAGCAUUAAUCCAAAACAAUGCAUAAAUCAGGAAUUUUGAGGCUGUGUUUGUUGUGUCUUCUUGUCUUUUGUUCUUCAACAUUAGUAUUUUAUAAAAUGAAAUUGACUACGAAUGAGACAGAUGGGAAAAUUUAUUUACAUAAAUGGAUACCAGAACAGUUAAUUUAUAUUAACAGACAGGAAAAUAUAAAUAAGUUUUGUAAUAAGAUUGAGAACAAAUCAACAGAAAUUAAGAACAUAGUCUCCAAUAAGGAACUGUUGGAGCAUAUACUUGUGGAUUCUAAGCAUAAAAUGCUCUACUGUUAUGUUCCUAAGAGUGACUAAAACACAUUUAAGUUCACAAAUGUGCUAACAUUUAAUGAAACUUGUUAGGUAGUUUAUUUCUUCCUUAUAUCUGUCAAUUGUGGUCAUUUCAAAUGGGAACACUAAUUCUGGGGGAAUUUGAUGAUGAAAAAGGUGGCGUGCACAAACUGGAAACGAGUGUUUAUGAUAAUGACAGGAAUGGUUCAGACAUCUGAUAUAUUAUCCAUUCCAUCGACUGUUGUACACCAGCAGCAUUACAUACCUUCUCUGCUGAACUUCACGGAUGAGCAGAUUCAAGAGAUGCUUCAGACUCAUACGAAGUUCAUAUUUGUCCGUCAUCCGUUUGAAAGACUCCUCUCUGCUUACAAAAACAAGUUUGAGCAGCGUUAUAAUAGCUCAAAGUACUUCCAAAGCAGGUUCGGUCGUAAGAUAGUGAAGACGUUCAGAGCCAAUCCUUCGUACAAAUCGCUGAUGAAUGGUGAUGAUGUAACAUUUUCAGAGUUUGUGGCUUACGUUACGUCUAAGAACAGUGUGUUCAACGAGCACUGGAUGCCCAUCGACAAGCUGUGUGAACCGUGUCUUGUCAAGUAUGACUUUGUGGGUAAAUACGAAACGUUGAACAGAGAUGCUCAAUACAUUUUGGAUCAAGUCGGUGUUGGAGAAAUAUCCUUCCCCAGAAUCAGGCCAACAAAUACAUCUAGCCACCUGAGCAGAUACAUAUCUCAGUUGUCUUACAAUAGUAUUAUUAGUUUGUACAAGAUUUAUCGUAAUGACUUCAAGCUAUUUCAGUAUAGUUUACAAAGUUUUUUAGGCUAUGAUUUGGAAUAAUGCCUGUUACUUAAUAAUACUACUCUUAUUAUAGGAUUGAGGUAAUAUUUGAAAAAAUAUUUGAUUUAGUAUAUCUGCUGCAGUGGACUCUUCCAUCAGUCAUAGUGCUGAGAUUGUAGCAAGUUAUUUGUUGCAAAUUAGCUACAAGUCUCGAAGACUUUAGACUGUGUGUGACUGUGAAAACAGUCACAGCAUAGUGGUUGACUCCUCGUUCAUUUGGUGCUACCUUUAGUAAAAUGUCAAAAUAAGUAUUUUAUUAAAAAUUAUACUUUUUAUCUGUUUCUAAGUUGAAUUAGCACCAUGUUGAUAGUUGGGCUGUGUUAAGUAUGCUAAUUUUGUGUAUUUAUAUUGGGUGGACCAUUCUGCACUUCAGCCACAUUAAAUGUGUUAACAUUGUCAUGUUGUGGAAUGGAUCAAGAUACAAAUAUAUUGCUCAAAUUCAGUCUACAUAAUUUGAGAACAUUUUGUGAAAUACAAUAAGAUCUAAAUUACUCCCUUGAAAUUCUUUAAAAUUUAUCUUAAUGUUCUUAAAACUUGCUUGAUAAUGUAAGUAGGUACUAUUACAUAAACAUUUAUUCGAGGAAUAAUGGAAUACAGUGCUUAACAAAAAUUCAAGAUAAUAAAGUAUCAUCUUAUAUUUUUAUUAGAUUGCAUUAAAAACUAAUACAAAAUAAUUUAACCUGUAGAAAUUAGAUCUUUCAUUAUUUCUAGCACUUGCAAACCAUUAAUUAAAAAAGAGCUAACAAAUAUUUUUUCAAAUGUACCCUACAAUAGCUUUUAAGACACUAAUUACGCUUAUUACAAAGUGCUCAAAUUAUAAAAGGCAUUAUAUAAGGUUCUAACACAUAACAGCCUAGUGUGACCAUAUUGACAUGGUAGCACAUAUAGUAUUUAUACAAAGCAUGAUUCAAUUGACUUUAUAACCUUUCACGCAGAGGUCGACCUACCUCCUGGACGCAAGAGGUCCAUCAAGGAAAUUUGCUCAGAUUACUUUUAUACCAUUUUUUAUUUUCCUUCAAAAGGAAAUCUAUUUAAAAAAUCCUGUGAUUAGUUUGGCUAACUGUGUCUCAGAAUAUACUACUUUAAAUUAUCUGCAAAUAAAACUGAGCUGGUAAAAAUUAUAUUACAAGUACGGUACAAUUCGCCGUAACAUUUUGACAAUGUGGUCGGUUGCUCAUGAGCAAAUUGCUGCAUUUACUUAAAAAGAAAAUGUGUGUAAUAAAAUAAUAUACAUGGAAAAUGUAACUUGAAUUUAUUAGAAGUAAGUGAUUCAAGUAAUCAUGUAAUAAUCAUGUUCUCCUUUGAACUUGUUCAAGCAAUGUAUUAAAAAAAAUGUGUACCCUAAUGGGGUCACAUGGAAUCCAUACCAUCUCUCUUAAACCUGAAAAAUUAUGUUCACAAGCAUUUGUGCUGCAUCAUCCUCCAACAUGAACAUAUUCUGAGUCAUCCCAGCCCAUUAUCCUGUGUUCCCCUCCUUUUUAUCUUUGUUUUACAUUCAUAAAGCUUUGCUGUUGUCAUCAAUUAUUUGUAUACAUUGUAUUUUAGUACAUAAUAGACUAUUUUAGCUUCUUAAGAAUAUAAUAUAGUUUAACACAAUGACUUAAAAUAUUACUCUUCUUACCUCCAAGACAUAGGCUCAUGCCAAGAUCUCUAAUGACAUGUUGGACCUAUAAAACUAUCUGCCUUUUUAACUUGAGACAGACACAGGUACUUACCAAGUCCAACCCGCUAGAAAGGUAAGAAAGGAUGGCCCAGUGGUUAAUAGACUAAAUCUUAUCAGUUAUGUUUAACAUCAAAAGUUCUGUUUACAAGAAUAUAAUAGAAUAUAUUCAUUGCGUUGAUAAUAUAUAUUACAUUGUAUUGCAAUAGUUAAUAAUACCAACUUUUUACAGUAUUUAUCUUAAAAACUAAAUCUAUUCACUCGACUU